Saccoglossus kowalevskii is the source of this 703-nucleotide messenger RNA. RefSeq names its product SPARC. Gene Ontology annotation, molecular function: extracellular matrix binding; calcium ion binding; protein binding. NCBI's taxonomy places the organism in Eukaryota, Metazoa, Hemichordata, Enteropneusta, Harrimaniidae. The record is from RefSeq and is a predicted model, not a curated record. Gene Ontology annotation, biological process: anatomical structure development.
AAAGACUUCGCCGCCGGGGUCUUGGUAGAAUUUUCUUCCAGUCUUUCUUCCUUGCACGGAGAAGUUGGAUAUCCCAUUUCACCGACACGUCAUCAGUUUUUCGCCCAGAUCUUUGUCGCUUUUACUCAGUUUUGUGGAUUGUGACAGAAGUUCAAGAUGCGUGUGUUAUCUGUAAUUGUCCUCGUAGUAUGUCUGAUGUGUGUGGAUUUGGCUUUGGCUAAGAAGAAACGUGACAGAUACCAUAAGCAUCGUGAAGUUGAGCAGAAAGAAGCUAAAGAGGCCCUAGAUGCUUUGCAGUAUGACAAAGAACAACAAUUUGAUCUCCGUGGCGAUGAUUGGGAUGAAGAAUCCAACUCAGAGGAGGAGGAAGAAAGAGAGGAAGAGAGAGAGGAAGAGAGAGAGGAAGAGAGAGAAGAAGAGAGAGAGGAAGAAGAGAGAGAGGAAGAAAUUAAGGGAUAUGUAAAUGAGAUUGACAAUCCUUGCAUGGAGUUUGAAUGUCCAAUGGGUAUGAUGUGUGUUGUGGAUGGAUUCUGGAAACCAUACUGUACAUGUGUUGAAGAGUGUGCAGAAGAAGAAGUUGAGGAUUACUUUAUCUGUGAUACCAAUAACGUAACUUAUCAAAGUGAUUGUGAAUUCUAUCGUCUGAAAUGUCAGAAUGCAGAUAUGGCUGAUGUUGAACUUGAUUACUAUGGAUCUUGCAGAU